UGGAGUAGGGCCAACUGGUGUUUUUGUUAUCAGCAGAGUUACUUUGGACAUUCAUGCUUGCCAAAGCAAAAGGGAGAGAAUAUUGUAGUUUUUAAACAAAUGAGGGAAAAGAAUGCAUUGCCAACUCUAGUUGAAGCCAUAAGGUAGACUUGAUCCCUUGAGCUUUCUUCUUCUUCUUCUCCGAUCCUUUUCUGGUUCUCUUUUAUCUGUUGCAUAUAUAUACAUUCCUGUUUCUUUUCUGUUCAUGCAAGAUCCAAACCAGACAACACCAGCAAGGAAAGCUUGGUACCAAAGAGCAAUGGAGAUGGCACUUUUGUGCAAAACCAUUGCAUCAAAGCCAAGUGAAAUCCCCACAACCAGAAACACUACUACAAUCUGGAAACCAGCUGAUCAGAUAAUUUCCAACAAUAAGCACAAGGUAAAAAAAUGCACCAUACUAAGUGUGACAACUUCCCUCACUAGAGUCUGUCUAUGCGUCCCAAUUUCUUCCUACACCUACGUGCCGCCGGUCCUCCAAGCCGACAUAGUUUCAUCAUCAACCUCAACCAACAGGACUAGUACUAGCAGCAUCUACCUAAGAGCCAAGCCCCCACCACCAACCCCCCACCAAACACUCCUCCUCGGCGGCCGAGCCGCCACGAUUGCCUUGGAGGGAAGGAGAGUUUUUCGCGGGAAAUCAUUGAGGGAUGAUGUUCUUAUGAGGAGGUUUGUGAUUGAAGAAGAAGCAAUGUGGCAGGUUAGGAGGAGGAAUGCGAUGGAAGUUAUUAGGAGAAGAAAUGGCAUUAGGAGCAGGACACAGCUUGGUCCUAGUCCUCUUAGUAGAAUGGUUUUAGCUGAGUCGUAGUUUGAGCUCGAGAGGCUAGGAUGUAUACUCUCAUACUCAAAAUUUUGAUGUUGACAUUUUUACUGUAGUCCAUAUAAAAUAAUAGCUUAUCAAUGACUGUCACAUCAAAGAGUAAAAGUGAGAGAGUAAGAAUGGAAAGUCGUACAUGCAAUAUAACUUGUAUAUUAAUUCUUAUGACCA
Ipomoea nil (Japanese morning glory) is the source of this 1024-nucleotide messenger RNA. RefSeq lists its product as uncharacterized. Lineage: Eukaryota; Viridiplantae; Streptophyta; Magnoliopsida; Solanales; Convolvulaceae. The record is from RefSeq and is a predicted model, not a curated record. The coding region runs from base 245 to 844 and encodes 199 amino acids. The transcript is spliced from 3 exons.